This is a messenger RNA of Paramecium sonneborni, 774 nucleotides long. NCBI's taxonomy places the organism in Eukaryota, Ciliophora, Oligohymenophorea, Peniculida, Parameciidae. The record is from the annotation of a GenBank genome assembly.
AUGGAACAAAUUACAGAAGAACAAAAACAAUCAAUUUCUAAAAAGAACAUCUUCAUUUUUGAACUUAUAGGAACAUUCUUUUUAGUAUAUAUAAGUGUUUGCAGCUAGUAAGUAAAUUAAAAAAAUAUAGGAAUGAAGCAUAUCAAGUAGCAUUAGGAUUAUUUGGAUGUAUGCUUGUAUUUGGUAGAUUAAGUGGAGGUCAUUUCAAUCCUGCAAUAACAUUAGCAAUGGCUUUGGGUGGAGGAAUUCCUUAUAGUACAAUGUUUUUUUACUUUCUUCCUCAAUUUUUAGGAGCAUUUUGUGGAGCUGCAUUAUCAUUUUUAUUAUUGAAUAUGGACAAAGCCCCAUAUAUAGAGGAGUAAUAAAUUAGAAUUAAGUUAGUGAACCAAUAAAUGAAUUAGCAGCAUCAUUAUUUGGAGAAAUGAUAGGAUCCACAAUAUUUUUGAUUUUUACUCUAAUAUGCUUUGUUAAAGAAACAUCAUUAACUUAAAAUAGGAUUGCAACAUUAGUAAUUUUAUCCUGUAUAUAUUAUGCUUGCAGAGAGUAAAAUUCUAGAUUAUUUGAUAGAUAUACAAUUACAUCUAGUAAUAGUCUUCUAAAUCCAGCUGCAGCAUUAAGUUUGACAGUAUUUGAUUGUUUAGCUAAAAGUUGGGAUUAAAUGAUUAAUAUGUGGAUAUAUGUAGGAGGACCAAUCGGAGCAGCAAUUUUGGCAACCAUGUUUUAUUCACAAUUAUAUCACUCAGUUACACAUAGAAAAUGAAUUUAUAUAAUAUU